CAGAAAGAACAGUAAAAAUGCAGGCAGGGCACAGGGCAAAGCAGUAGGGACAAAAUAAAAUGUAAUUUUUUUAAAAUUUUCAAAUUUGCCGCCGGUUCCGGCGCCCGUACAUCCCGACGUCACAGGGACCGGAACACGGAAGCCGGAUGCCGGCAUCGGCCGGAAGAGAUGGCCAGGGACACUGCAGGGGACGCAUCGUGGGAGCGAAGGACAAGGUAAGCGCUGUAGGGAAUCCCUGUGCAACGCCGCAUGGUAAGCCCGAGUGUAGCUCGGGGUUACCGCUUUUGGUACUGAAA
Molecule: messenger RNA, 296 nt
Organism: Staurois parvus
Lineage: Eukaryota; Metazoa; Chordata; Amphibia; Anura; Ranidae
Source: the annotation of a GenBank genome assembly